AUGCAAGUUUUUUCGCCCAGUAACAAAUUUCAUACUGUUACCAAUAAAACAAUUCACGUGAAACUAUUUAAUGAGAGCAACGGAAAUAUAACAAUAUUUUUUGUGGGGGAUACUUUGAACAAUGUGUCUUCAGAAGAAAAGUUGUCACCUGCACAUUCAGUCAAAAAUUUAAGAGAGGAAAAAAAUAACAACAGUGAUAUAGUGCAAGACAAAAGCUUAAAGAGCAUACUACACAUUGACGAAGACACACUGGAACAUGCCAUUGUUAGUAAAUAUUCAAAGAACGUUUUCCUUGAAAAAAACACCACAACAACCACGAUGCCCUUGAAAAACAACAUCAAUCAUUCAAAGGAUUUUAACAUGACUUUAACGUUACCAACGCAUGCUAGAGUAGUCAUAAGCAAGGAAGGAACACUUAGCACUCACAGGAAUCAAUCAUGGAGUACUACGAAUUUGAAUCAAACACAUGCGGUUGGUCCUUCAUAUGGUCGUUCUCAAGGUGAUGGUGAAUCAAAACAUAAUCUUACUGAGACGUUAAAAAUUCUUAUGCCGAUCAAUUACACAGCAGGAAAUUUACCAGAGGAAUACUUAAAGCUUUUAAGCAACAAUUCAAUUCAUGAUUUUAAUGGAGAGUGGGAAACUCAACCAGCACGAACCUCCGAUAUUAGUUCUCUUUUGAAUACGUUGUCUAUCAACUGGCUAAAAUUUUUUGUGCUAAAUACAUCAUUAAAAGUCUCUAUCAAUACAAUGACCUAUCCAUUGCACAUCAAAAUAACGCCAAAUUUGUUUUUCUCUCGAACGUUUGAAGUUUACGUUAAAUUUAAAGAUGCUGCUUAUGAUUCAUUUACCAGUGUGUUUACUGGAGUUUGGAAAACGCAGUCAGUGUAUAAAGACGGGAGACUUGUCACGGAAGCCUUCAGUGAAAGCAUUGGUAAAAUGGUUCUUAUUGCAGGUGUUUUACGAACAGAUCCACAAAAAGAAUAUAAUUCUCGUAUUCUUUUAGUUCGUGUGACUGUUGAAGCUAACAAGAUAAAAUCACAAGAUAGUAACGAUUCUCAACUAAGCGAAGGUUACUUCUGGUUGAUCCCUAAGAGCUGAAUUUAAAUGCUUACUGGAGCAUGUAAACAUAAAAUAAAAAAAAAAGUUAUAUUAUUUUACUAAUGAGUGCACAGAAGUUCUUUAAACAUAAAUUUUUUUAAUUAUUAAACGCUUCAUUAACAAAAACUUUUUUAAAAAUACUGUUCUUCUAGUAAACAAGUUGAA
Molecule: messenger RNA, 1263 nt
Organism: Hylaeus volcanicus
Lineage: Eukaryota; Metazoa; Arthropoda; Insecta; Hymenoptera; Colletidae
Exons: 7
Coding region: 1-1098 (365 amino acids)
Source: RefSeq, a predicted model, not a curated record